UUGAAAUCCUCUUUCGGAAAAGGCGAGACAUUCGGUCACUCGCUCAAAGUAAGAGGAAGAGGCGGCCGAUUCCUUCGAGAGAAAAAGAGAGGCCCCCGAACCCAUGAGAAUUGCGUGAGAGGAGAAACCCGAACGAGGAUUUAGGAAGGUGGUGACCCGUUUAGCUGAGAAGCCUCGGGGAUAUUUAGCUUUUUUUUUAUGUUUAUUUAGUUGUUCAGCUUGACACGUUUGCCUCAUCUCAACGGUGAAAAAUGAUUAUCGAUCAUCCAGAACUAUUGAAGCAGUGGUUAACGGGCUUCUUAGCGCCUCUGUGUGAUGCUGACCCAGAAGCCUUAGCCAAAUACUGCCUUGCUUUAGUUCGUAAGGACCGCCCCAUUUCAGAGCUGAAGGCUGGCAUGAUUGAGCAGCUCGAUGUUUUUCUUCAGAGCAAUACCAAGUCAUUCGUUGAUAAGUUUUUACAAGUAACUACCACACGGUCCAUAUAUACCAAAGAGCUCCAGUUCAUCACUGUCGUCGUCUACAGGGCCUUUUUCGACAGACCCAUCCUCUCCUAGUCUGAAUAAUAAUAGUGACUCUGGCCCGCCGCCAUUACCCCCGACCCCAGUUUCAAAGCAGUCAUCUGGGCACUCUCCUGAUUCAACCACCCCCCCAAACGCAGUUCCUCCACCUGCUACCUCCUCAUCUACAGGCAUGCAGCCUGCCCCACCUCCACCACCCCCAAGUUCUGCUGCUGCCCCU
Penaeus indicus is the source of this 738-nucleotide messenger RNA. Its product is annotated as RNA-binding protein 26-like. Gene Ontology annotation, biological process: mRNA processing. Gene Ontology annotation, molecular function: RNA binding. The coding region runs from base 252 to 554 and encodes 100 amino acids. Lineage: Eukaryota; Metazoa; Arthropoda; Malacostraca; Decapoda; Penaeidae. The record is from RefSeq and is a predicted model, not a curated record. Gene Ontology annotation, cellular component: nucleus. The transcript has 3 exons.